Molecule: messenger RNA, 817 nt
Organism: Paramecium pentaurelia
Lineage: Eukaryota; Ciliophora; Oligohymenophorea; Peniculida; Parameciidae
Source: the annotation of a GenBank genome assembly
UAUGAUUUCUAGAAUUCCCCUAAGACUUGUCAGAUCAUUAAAGCCUCUUAAUAUGACAACAGUUUGUGCUCCAUUCUGUUCAUAAAUAGAAAAGGUCAAUAAAGGUAUAUAUUUUAUAUUAAUGGAAAUCAGCUGGUUAAAAAUUAGUGAAAAUAGUUGAAAAAGAACUUAAAUAUGAGAAAACUAAUUAUGUUCCAGAUGAAUCAGCUUUAGAAUUUGUUUAAAAAGCUGGAUUCUAAUUAGUUGAUUCUGAAGGAGAUCACGAAGUGACUUUAGAAAAAAAAGUAGGUGACAUCAAAGUCAUUGUACAAUUCUAAUCAAGAUAACCAAACUCUGAAUAAUAAGAAGAGGAUGAGGUUGAAUAACAAAAAAAAUAGAAGGAAACAGAAGAAGAAUAAGAAGAAGAAAAUCAAACAUCUGAUUAUGCUGAUUUCACUGUUUAUCUUUAAAAAAACAAUGGUUAAAUUCUAUGUUAUGAAUGUACAACCUCUUAAGGCGAAGUAAUAUUUUCUUUUAAAUUAAAUAGAUUAAUGUCAACAUGGUAAGUCUAGUAAAAGACUUAGAAGCACAUAAGAAAAUUCCUAGAUUCGAAAGAGGUUUAUAAGAUUAUUAAGGACCAGAGUUCAUGACCUUAGAUGAGGUAUAGAAUAAAAUUAAAUAUUCUAUUAGAAAUUAUAAAUGACAUUGGUAGAAUAUUUGAGAGGAUAUGGAAUCAAUGAUGAACUAGGAGCAUUUGUUGAACACUAUUCCUUAGAUAAAGAAGAGAGACUAUACAUUUAAUGGUUAGAUCAACUUACAACAUUUUUGAAGAAUUGAG